AUGGCCCGGCUCCUCUCCUCUCUGGCCUUGUUCUGCCGGGUCCAGGCCUUCCCCUGCCUGCUGCUCUGCUACCUGCUCUUCAUCCUGCUGGGGGGUCUGGUGUUCUGGGCGGUGGAGGGGCCGGUGGAGCAGCAGCUGAGGGUGGAGGUGGAGGAGCUGCGGCGCUCCUUCUUGCAGGAGAACCCCUGUGUGCGGGGGGGCCGUCUGGUGGAGCUGCUGGACAAAGCUCUCUCGGCUCACCAGAGGGAUGUAGCCGUCCUGAAGGCAGACGCUGGGGACAGAGGAUAUGAUUUCACUUCUUCACUUUACUUUGUCAUCGUCACCCUGACAACCAUGGGUUCCGACUCCUACACCCCCACCUCUGAUGAAGCCAAGCUCUUCUGUAUCUUCUACUGCACCCUGGGGAUCCCCCUCACCCUGCUCCUCCUCACCCUCCUCUCCCACCUGCUCCUCCCUGUGGUCACCCACGCUCCUGUGCACCUCCUUCAGAGGGUCUGGGGUCUGUCCUCCAGCCGGGCCGCGGGGGUCCACGCCGGGCUGCUCUCUGUGGGGGUCCUCUGCCUGCUCUUCCCCCUCCCCGCCCUGCUGGUCUGCAUGGUGGAGCCCGCCUGGAGCUUCCUGGAUGCUCUCUUCUUCUGCUUCCUCAUCCUGAGCACUGUGGGCCAGGGGGGGGACUCUCUGGGGAGGGGCUGGGGCCCGACGGCCAAGGAGACCCUCCAACUCCUCACCACAUGCUACCUGCUGGGGGGCCUGGUGGUGAUCAUUACUCUGAAGGACACGCUCCUGCAGGUUCCCCGGGUCUCGGCGGUGAUUAGGCUCUUCUCUGGGCCCCAGUAUGCAGAGCUGGAAGGAUUCCAUCUCAGUGAGCUGACCCUGAGCGAGGAGCUCUGUGAGGAGGAGGCUCAGUACUCCCAGUCCAUCUGCACCGUCUCCUCCACCCCUCUGGAGCUGAUGAGCCCGCCUGCUGUCACACAGAAAGAGCCCUGAGACCACCUGACCUCCACAGCUGGACACUCAAAUUGAACAUUAACAUAUAAUAACCUCAAAAAGUGAACAUGCUGAAUGUUUUAUCAAACAUUUACACAUACAGAUGACACACAGCACAUGGUCAUUCAUUUGUACUGGGUUCUGUGUCCAUACAAGCCAAAUCAAACUUUAUUUAUACAGCACUUUUCAUACACAAAGUGCUUCACAAACCAAACUCAUAGACAAUUUACAAAAAAUACAAACCAUACUAUCUCCCCCUUCCCAGGUUAUAACCAGAGUAUCACAUAGCUUUGUGAGGAAAAAGAACACUUCAUACCAACACAGGACUGAAUAACAUAGGAAUAGAACAAAUAAAGAAUAAUAAAAAGAAUAAAAUGCAAUU
This is a messenger RNA of Trematomus bernacchii (emerald rockcod), 1369 nucleotides long. It is a transcript of the gene kcnk7, whose product is annotated as potassium channel subfamily K member 1. Gene Ontology annotation, cellular component: membrane. The transcript has 3 exons. The record is from RefSeq and is a predicted model, not a curated record. Gene Ontology annotation, biological process: stabilization of membrane potential; potassium ion transmembrane transport. Bases 1 to 987 code for a protein of 328 amino acids. Gene Ontology annotation, molecular function: potassium ion leak channel activity. NCBI's taxonomy places the organism in Eukaryota, Metazoa, Chordata, Actinopteri, Perciformes, Nototheniidae.